UGACAGAUGACAAAUAUCAGAUAAGUAAACAAUUGGCAAAUUCAAAAACUUAAAAAGUGCUAUACAUUUACUCUUUUAAUAAAUUUUCUUAUAAUUUUUUUAAGUAACUUAGUGCGUAAUGUAAAAAAACAACAAUGUCUUUAUCACCCCAGAAAACUUUUACGCCAAGGAAACGAAUUUUCCCAAACGUGUCCACCCCAAGUCAAUUCUCCACCCCAAAAUUGGUAAAAUGCCUCCCAAAUUUAAUCAGGACUCCUGAAUGUUUCACGAACGUUUUACUGGAAACUCCAAAAGCCCAAUCGAAAGUUCCUAAAGAAAAAUUUGAUGAAGAAUGUAACCUAAGUGUUGCAGUUCGGAUACGACCAAUGAAUGCCUCAGAACUUGCCGUUAUAGGAGCAGAAGAUGUUAUUAGAGUCAAAGACAAGCAGAUUAUUGUGUGUCCCCCUAAAUAUAACCAUCACAGUACUAGCAUAGACCAUACAUUUUCAUAUGAUCAAAUUUUUUGGUCUGUGGAUGAAAGCAACCCAAUAUAUUCGAAACAGGAAGAUGUUUUUAUGACAAUUGGAAUUCCUCUUUUAAAUAGUGCCUUUAAGGGUUUUAACGCAUGUUUAUUUGCUUAUGGACAAACAGGUUCAGGCAAAAGUUAUAGCAUGAUGGGUAAAAAUAUGUGUGAUAUAAAUGAUAUUGAUUCAGAAGAUUUCUCUGGUAUUACUCCUCGGUUCUGUAGAGAACUGUUUCGACGGGUGAGCGACUUAGAACCGGAGGCCACUAUUAGCAUAGAUGUGAGUUACUUUGAAAUUUACAAUGAAAAAAUACAUGAUCUCUUGGCUAGUCCUGCCCAAAACUCUUCUCGGGUGGCCUUAAAAGUUCGAGAACAUCCAGUUUUAGGUCCAUACAUUGUGGAUUUAACCACGCACACAGUAAAAUCUUACGCCGAAUUACGCGACUUUUUAAUAAUGGGAAACAGGAAUAGGGCAGUCGCAAGCACAUCUAUGAAUGACUUUUCUUCGAGAUCCCAUAGUAUAUUUUCCAUAGAAAUUGGCCAGUCAAAAAGUUUAGAUGAUACAGAUAGUAGCAGGAGGAGUAAAGUUAGUCUGGUUGAUUUGGCUGGAAGUGAGAGGCUGGGAUCAUCUUUUAAUAAUGAAGAGAAAAUGAAACAAGGAGUUUAUAUUAAUAAAUCUCUGUUGACAUUAGGGAAAUGCAUUUCCGCAUUGGCAGAACAAAAGAGGAAUCAGUUUAUACCAUAUAGGGACUCGGUAUUGACUUGGUUAUUAAGGGAGAGCUUGGGUGGAAAUUCACUGACCUCAAUGCUUGCCACCAUUUCUCCAUCCAGCACUCAUUUGGAUGAAACCCUCUCAACUUUAAGAUAUGCCUGCCAAGCUCGAGCAAUUAUUAACAGAGCCAGAAUUAAUGAAAGCCCCCAUGAUCGUCUAAUAAGAGAACUCAGAUCAGAAGUGGAACGUUUAAGAGCCUUAAGGCAGGACUACGAGAGACGAAGUUCUUGUUCACACUCAUCGAUCAACAGCAGCCGGGAUUCAGAAGUAGAGGAUAUUAAACUGCAACUCUCUGAAACUGAAAACAAGUUAACGGAAGCGCAACAAAUCUGGGAACAACGGUUUAUGGAAAGCAGACAGAAUCAACUAAAAGAAUUAGCGGAGGCUGAAAAGUACAGGGCAGAAUUAGAGUCGAAAGUUAGGAUACUGAAAACGGUUAAUGAAGAUGUCUCUUUGUCACCCUACAGAACGAACUUUUUGCAAGAACUUGAAGGAGUUCUAACCAAUGGCAAUGAAGAACAACCUGAAGACGACUUAGUAGAGAGCAUCAAAGAUUGGUGUAGCGAAAACGGACUGAUUUGUACUUAUAACGCCGAUCGAUUGAAAAUCGUAGAUCAUAAAAAUAGGAAACACACUCUGCUGCCAUUAAAUAACUUAAGUCUAAGCGGCUAUGAGAAUAUGAAUGAGUUUUUGACGAGUUUAAAGUGGAAGGAUACUGGUCCAACCAAAGGAUUAAGUAAAUCAGAAAUGGUGUCCUCUAUGAAUCAGAUAUAUCAAAUCUUAGGUAAUUUGCAACCACCCGAAAGUGAUAAUAAUUUAAGUCUUUUAUACGCAAGGGUUAAUAAAACCCUCCAGAAAUUCGAAACAGCCUUAUUAGGCAGUGUUAAAAAUAGUAAAACUGUGACUUUUAAUUUAGAAUAAAAAUAAUAAGUCAAUUACUUUUACGUAUUAUUGUUGUCAGUCAUGUUGUAUAAUAUUUAUUAUAUUUUAUAUUUUCAUUAAAGGUUUGUGUGAAC
Molecule: messenger RNA, 2290 nt
Organism: Anthonomus grandis grandis
Lineage: Eukaryota; Metazoa; Arthropoda; Insecta; Coleoptera; Curculionidae
Gene: neb
Product: kinesin-like protein KIF14
Exons: 2
Coding region: 135-2195 (686 amino acids)
Biological process (GO): microtubule-based movement
Cellular component (GO): microtubule; kinesin complex
Molecular function (GO): ATP binding; microtubule binding; ATP hydrolysis activity
Source: RefSeq, a predicted model, not a curated record